Messenger RNA from Odontomachus brunneus, 1908 nucleotides. RefSeq names its product lipoyltransferase 1, mitochondrial-like. NCBI's taxonomy places the organism in Eukaryota, Metazoa, Arthropoda, Insecta, Hymenoptera, Formicidae. The coding region runs from base 275 to 1513 and encodes 412 amino acids. Gene Ontology annotation, molecular function: lipoyltransferase activity. Gene Ontology annotation, cellular component: cytoplasm; mitochondrion. Gene Ontology annotation, biological process: protein lipoylation. The transcript is spliced from 6 exons. The record is from RefSeq and is a predicted model, not a curated record.
AGUAACAACCGUAUUUAGUAAACUCUCGCAUCCGAUUGGUAUAUUCUUUUAGAUCUAGAAAUAUACUCCAAUCGGAUUUAAAAGUUUACUAACUAAGGUAGUUACUAAACUGGUUUUAUGUUGCCGUGUAAACUUAGUCAUACACAAUUGAAAGUAAUGGAUAAUGAAAAGAUUAGCAAAACUCCUACGCAAGCAAUGUUGACCAGAUAGUUCAGCGAGUCACUCAACUGCCUGGAAUAUAGGCUUGGAAUAUAGGCAAAAGACUUUAUACACAAUGGCUCUGUUUGAUAGAUUGAUUAUCGCAGCAAAGAGUCAAGUAGCCUAUAGUAGAAUUCAGCAGGUCUUUAGAUACAUGUCAACCAUCAUCAAGGACAAAGGUGAUAACAAUGUUCCUCUUCAAUCACCGAUCAAGAAGUCAGUAUUCGUAUCACAAUCCAUGGAUAUUUUUACCAAUCUGGCAUGGGAGGACUGGUUUUAUCGGAAUUAUGACUUUUCCAAUCAUCACGUCCUGCUCUUAUGGAGGAACGACCCCUGCGUAGUGUACGGACGUCAUCAGAAUCCGUGGAAAGAGUGCAACGUCCAAGCGGCCGAGAAGAGAGGAAUAGCUUUGGCGCGCCGCAACAGUGGCGGCGGCACCGUUUAUCACGAUAAUGGCAAUCUCAAUUUGUCCUUCUUCACACCACGAGAAAGAUACAAUCGGAAGUAUAAUCUGCACAUAAUCACGAGAGCUCUAUUUCGUGAGUGGUGCUUGAAAAGCGUGGUCAACGAGCGCGAUGACAUCGUCGUUGAGGGAAAUUAUAAGAUAUCCGGAUCAGCUGCAAAGUUGGGGCGACCGAAUGCUUAUCAUCAUUGCACGUUGCUGGUUGAUGCGAAUAAAAAUAACCUAAGAUCAGCUCUUGAAUGUAAAGAGAAUAAUAUUCUCACGAAUGCAACGACUUCUACACGUUCUCCAAUAAAGAAUUUGAUUGAUAUAAACUCGGAUAUCGAAAUGGAUAAACUCAUAACCGUCAUUGGUAGAGAAUAUCUGCGUACGAACGCCUUUAUUCUUGAAGAUGAAGGACAUGAAUUAUCUCAACAGCAGAUGGAAUACCAGUUUAUCGAUCCAACUGAACAUUUAUUCACUGGAUUAGAUAAAUUGACGAGCGAGUUUCGCUCUUGGGAUUGGAAUUUCGGCAAGACGCCGAAAUUUACAGUCAACCGAGCAUUAGAAGUUAUAAAAGUUAAAAGUUCUGUAUCUCUACGUGCUAAGUUAGGAGUUUUAGAUGAUGCAGACGAAGACACUUUAUGUCGUAUGAUUUACCUAACUUUACAUGUGGAGGUACAAAAAGGCAUUGUGGAAAAAGUCACAAUAAACUUGCCUGAUGGAUUAGUUUCGACAGACUUCGAACAAGAUGCGAACGUGAUUAAUAACUUUUGCGGCGCAAGAUAUAACCAUGAAAUACUAGAAAAGAUAAUCGACGCAAUUAGUUAUAAAACCGUCACGCCAAGUACACUCCAAUCAAAAGCGGCGUAAUUAUCACGCAGUGAUAAGCUCUUCCAGAGUUUUCACAAAGUGUCAAGGGGAUGAAAUCAGAAGAAGGGGAUGGAAUCUCCAGGUUUUAUGGUAGCCUAUAUUUUUUUGCAGCUUUAAAGAGUAAAAUGCAAAAUUUGGUCCAAACCAGUAAAAAGAUUUAGAAGUUAAUAUAGGGAGCGUACAGAACAAACAUUCUAUUAUGUAUACAUAGACUCAACAAUCAUUGCUCAAGUAAUUGUAUAUAUGUAUUACAUGUAUAUAGUAAUGUUUACAUAUUAUGAUGUGCAACAGAAAGUACAAAAACAUAAAUACAAAAAUUGUUAUUUACAAUGCUUAAAUAGCAAUAAACGUAAUAUUUAUUGAAAAUGACACAAUAAACUGCUACAGUAAACUAU